Messenger RNA from Alternaria atra, 2427 nucleotides. RefSeq lists its product as uncharacterized. Lineage: Eukaryota; Fungi; Ascomycota; Dothideomycetes; Pleosporales; Pleosporaceae. Gene Ontology annotation, molecular function: RNA binding; ATP binding. Gene Ontology annotation, cellular component: intracellular anatomical structure; catalytic step 2 spliceosome. The transcript has a single exon. Bases 1 to 2427 code for a protein of 808 amino acids. The record is from RefSeq and is a predicted model, not a curated record.
AUGUCUAAGGAAAAGAGCAGCGAACCUAGAGUAGAACGGAUGGAGGACCAGCCAGUGGAACUGAAAAAGGGAAAGAAAAGAAAGAGAGCUCAGCCGGCAAAGGAUGGCUGGAGCGGCAAGAAGGGAGCAGGGCAAUUGAUUAAGUUCGACAACUCUGAUGAUGAGACUCCUAAGCCUACUCCGGAGAAGGCAGCCCAAGCUGCCGACACCAAAGAAACGAAAAGCGUUGUCAACCCCUCAGUUGAGCAGCCAGCGGAGGCGCACAAGCGCAAGAAAUCAGAAGCGGCCCAAUCCACCCAAACCCAGCAAAAGCCCAACCAACAAGUGCGGCUGAAGAACAAGCAUCCCGAUAAGUCUCGAGUUCCCCAGCAGGAUCUAAGAGUGCCAUCCCACGUUAUCUUAAAGCGUGACGAGUUACGGCAGGUCCGCAAGCAGCUUCCAAUCUGGCCACAGGCGGACGCGAUUAGGGCAGCUCUCCAAAGGAACAAUGUCCUCGUACUAACCGGAGAGACUGGUUCUGGAAAAUCAACACAAGUGCCGCAGUUUUUGGCCAACGAGUCCUGGUGUACCGGAUGUAUAGCGAUCACGCAGCCUCGAAGAGUAGCAGCAAUCUCCCUAGCACGUCGCGUCGCAGACGAGAUGGGUAGCUUGCUUGGCGACAAAGGUCCUACAGCCAAGGUGGGGUACAGCGUUCGUUUCGAUACUGCCGCAGGAAAGCAUACCAAAGUCAAGUUUCUGACAGAGGGUAUGCUGCUUCAAGAGAUGCUCAGAGAUCCAAAUAUGUUGCAGUACAGCGCGAUAGUUGUAGACGAGGUUCACGAGCGAAGUGUUAAUGUCGACUUGAUUCUUGGAUUCUUGAGGAACCUGGUGGCCGCUAAAGAGGGUAGCACAGCAAGGAAGCAUCCGCUCAAGGUUGUAGUAAUGAGUGCUACAGCAGACGUGGAGAGUCUUGUCAAGUUCUUUGGAGACAGCCAACCUGUAUCGAACACCGAGAAGACGGUAGCGAAAACUGCGACAGAAAACAAGGGCAACGUCUCGACCUGCUACGUGGAGGGACGCCAAUAUCCAGUCAAAACGGUGUACCUGCCGCAGCCAACGCAGGAUUGGGUCGAAGCAGCUCUAAAGCUUGUCUUUCAAAUACAUUACAAGGAACCUUUGCCGGGCGACAUACUGGUGUUUCUGACUGGUCAAGAUACUAUCGAAGGGCUCGAGAAGCUUAUAAAUGACUACGCUGAAGGUAUGGACGACGAGGUUCCCAAGCUUCUUGUGCUGCCUCUUUUCGCCGCCCUUCCGCAACAUGCCCAACAACGUAUCUUCCAGCCAGCACCCUACCGCACACGACGCGUCAUCCUUGCGACCAACAUUGCUGAAACGUCAGUUACUGUUCCUGGUGUUCGCUUUGUGGUAGACUGCGGCAAGUCGAAGAUAAAGCAAUUCCGGAAUCGCCUGGGCCUCGAAUCGCUGCUCGUGAAACCAAUCUCCAAGUCUGCAGCUAUUCAACGCAAAGGUCGAGCUGGUCGCGAGGCACCUGGUCAGUGCUAUCGACUCUACACCGAAAGCGGCUAUAAUACUAUGGAAGAACGCACAACACCCGAGAUUCUGCGUUGCGACCUUAGUCAGGCAAUCUUGACGAUGAAAGCACGAGGUGUCGACGACGUACUCGGUUUCCCAUUCCUCGAUCGGCCACCGCGAGAAGCCCUGGAGAAAGCGCUCUUGCAGCUCUUGAAUCUACAAGCACUUACCGAGACCGGUGAGAUCAGCGACACUGGUCUCAAGAUUGCUAAAUUCCCGCUCACACCUACACUAGGACGAGUACUAGUCGAAGCAGCAAAACCAGAACGUGACUGCCUACUCGACGUGGUCGAUGUCAUAUCUGCACUUAGCGUCGAGAACGUCUUCCUGAACCUUGUGACUGAAGAGCGCAAAGAAGAAGCAGAAGCAGCUCGACGCGAGCUGUAUCGUCGAGAAGGUGACCACUUGACACUUCUCAUGGCCGUUCAACGAUAUGCCGCUGAACAGAAGCCACAUCGCCGAGCCUGGUGUGACAAGCACUAUAUAUCUCACCGUGCUAUGGAGAACGUAAUGAACAUCAGGAAACAACUACGACAGCAAUGCACACAACAGAAGCUACUAUCGACCGACGACGAGGAGUCUGAAAAUGCCCCUUCGGAAGCUCGAAGUCAAGCUAUAUUGGCGUGCAUGUUACGUGGUUUCAUCUCCAAUACAGCGAGGUUGAUGCCGGAUGGCAGCUACAAAACGUUGAUAGGCAACCAAACGGUAGCAAUUCACCCUAGUUCAGUGCUUUUUGGAAAGAAAGUGGAGGCUAUUGUGUUUAACGAAUUUGUGUUCACGGGCAAAGCGUGGGCUAGGGGCGUUAGUGCGGUUCAACUGGAUUGGGUGUCGGAAGUUGUUGAAGCCAUCAUGUAG